UCCCCGCCCAUAAAUUCCCCUACCCCUUUAGGGUUUCAUCAUUCCUUCCUUCGCUUCCUCUCGUUUUGCUGUACGGACUUCAAUCGCAAGAACGAGCCCCGAAAUUGAUAGAGAUUCGGCGCAUAUUCUCAGAUGGGUGUUUGCUAAGAUUUCGAUUCGAUCCCUCCGCGGUCGAGAAAUCCGAUAAAGCCGCGAACUUUCGCCAUUUCCGUACCUGGGUCUCGGCGUUCUUUGCCGUAGGAGGAUCAAGAAAGAUGCCUGCGACGGAGUACCAGGGCUCGUACAUUGGCCGGUCGAUCCUGAGCUUUCGGCGCGACCAGGCCGUCCAUUCCGUGGACCCGACCCACGAGGCGACGAGCGCCGAGCUGGAGAUGGAGGCCUUCCAGAAGCAGGUCGCCGACCGGUUUCUUGAUCUGUCGUCGGCCGGCCCGGAGGAGCUGCUCUCGCUCCCGUGGAUUCGGAAGCUGCUCGACGCGUUCCUGUGCUGCCAGGAGGAGUUCAGGGUGAUCAUGUUCAAUCACAAGUCCCAGCUGUCGAAGUCCCCCAUGGACAGGUCGAUUGCCGAUUUUCACGAGAGGAGCAUCAAGGCCCUGGACGUCUGUAAUGCGAUCCGGGACGGGGUCGAGCAGGUUAGGCAGUGGCAGAAGCUCCUGGACAUCGUCCUGUGCGCGCUGGACAGCCGGAAGAGCUUGAGCGAGGGCCAAUUCCGCCGCGCGAAGAAGGCGCUGAUCGAUUUGGCCAUCGGGAUGCUCGACGAGAAGGAGGCCGGCGGGUCGGGGGUGGCGGCGCACCGGAACCGGUCCUUCGGCCGCAGCAGCGUGUCCCGGGACCACCGCUCGCUGGGCCAUUUCAGGUCGCUCUCCUGGAGCGUCUCCAGGUCGUGGUCCGCCGCCAGGCAGAUUCAGGCGAUCGGGACCAACUUGUCUGCCCCGAGGGGGAACGAGAUCGUGGCCACCAAUGGCCUCGCCGUGCCGGUCUUCACGAUGAACUCGGUCCUCCUCUUCGUGACGUGGGCCCUCGUGGCGGCGAUCCCCUGCCAGGACCGCGGGCUGCAGGUGCAUUUCUCCAUCCCGAGGCAGUUCGCCUGGGCCGCGCCGAUCCAGUCGCUCCACGAGAGGAUCGUGGAGGAAUCGAAGAAGAGGGAGAGGAGGAACGCGCGCGGAUUGUUGCGGGAGAUCCAUCAAAUCGAGAGGGGCGCGAGGAUAAUGAGCGAAUUGGUGGAUUCGGCCCAAUUCCCGCUGUCGGCCGAGAAGGAAGAGGAGGUGAGGCAGAGAGCGGAGGACCUGGCGGAGGUGUUUGAGGCUGUGAAGGAUGGCUUGGAUCCAUUGGAGAAGCAAGUACGAGAGGUCUUCCAUCGGAUUGUGCGGAGCCGCACCGAGGGGCUCGAUUACAUCGGGAGCGCGAACCGUUCUGAGUAGAGGGAGCGGUCUCGACGGUCGGACUUUUGUAAAGAAAUAUAUAUGAAUGUAGCAUAGGGGAAGAACCUUACUGGGUUCUGUGCUUCCUUUACUGUUUUGUUCAUGAUCUAAUAAUGUCUUGGAGGAAGGUAUAUGACAUGUCUUACAUGUGUUUUGGGUAAAUUUUGGUGUUUGAGCAUCUGUAUAAUUAGGCCGUUCUUGUUCUAUGCUCCUUCUUUUUGCUC
Messenger RNA from Eucalyptus grandis, 1642 nucleotides. RefSeq lists its product as uncharacterized. Bases 255 to 1418 code for a protein of 387 amino acids. The record is from RefSeq and is a predicted model, not a curated record. NCBI's taxonomy places the organism in Eukaryota, Viridiplantae, Streptophyta, Magnoliopsida, Myrtales, Myrtaceae. The transcript has a single exon.